Messenger RNA from Cyphellophora attinorum, 1242 nucleotides. RefSeq lists its product as uncharacterized. The transcript has 2 exons. The record is from RefSeq and is a predicted model, not a curated record. NCBI's taxonomy places the organism in Eukaryota, Fungi, Ascomycota, Eurotiomycetes, Chaetothyriales, Cyphellophoraceae. Bases 1 to 1242 code for a protein of 413 amino acids.
AUGUCUGCCGCAGAAAUUCGACGCGGCGACUUCGUAUAUCGCGAUACGCUGUUCAUCGACCUAGGUCAAGCAAAACGACAUGCUCGCGCGUCAGAAAGCGAGCUUCGCCGACUGCUCCUUCCCAAAAGAUCAUCAGCUCCUGCCGACAAAGAUCAGGUCGCCCAUUACUACGAAGCACAGCUUCUGCACUAUGGCCUUCCGCGCACCAAGGAUAAGAACCUAGCCAAAGUCCGACUGACCCAGGCUCUCAAUAUGGGUAGUCUCAAAUUACCAGCAUGGGUCUCACAGACCGAGAAGGACAUGAGGAAGGAGUGGCUUGCCGCUUUGAAGCGGGAUAGCAAGGCAAGCGAGCCGAAGCCUGCUGCUGGAAGGAAGCGUAAGGCCGAUGAGCAUGACGAGAAGUCGAGUCCUAUUGGUGCAGCACGGAAAGUCAAGGUCACGGUCGAGGUCGACUUGAACGAUGUUGAGCAGUCGCCAGCCACUAAGGCAAGACCGAAGGCGAAAGCGACUUCUGCAAAUGCCAGGACCAGCACCCCAGGGAAGCCGAGUACGACACCUUCAAGAUCAGCAACGAGCCCGGUGAAGACUCAAGCUUCUCCCAAGCGGUACAACCCGGCUGAUUACCACCUUGCCUCCUACUCCGACCACGGUAGCGAUUCCGACAACGAUUCGAACGACGUGCCGCCACCCGCAUACGAAUCUCAUGACUUCGGUGCUCCCACAUUUCCACCUUCCAGGAACGUCUCCCAGAUCUCGGGCGCCUACAGCGUCAACACCGCGUCAGCAGCAUACGAAGACUGCACCACCGCUGACUCCUUCGUCACUAUCCGCCUGGAUAAAAGCGAUCCCUCUAGCCCAACGCUGUGGGGUAUCCUGAGCCUUCCCGGUAAGCUACGCUGCGUCUUCAUGUCCGAAGAACCUGCCUCGGCAUGGAAUGGAUCCCAAGCAUCUGUAUUGUGGCGAGCUGAGGAUCUCGAGACCGCAGAGGCAAUGUUCCGGCGUGACUGUCGUGGCUGGGUGGAGUUCGAUGUUGGCCGGGGCGAGAUGGGAGCCAUGUUCUGGGGCGCUCUUGAUGGACAGGAUCUGAGUGUAAGGGCUGGACUCACUGCUCGGGGCUAUCAUGGCGGUUCGUGGACGUUGCAAGGCAUACGGGACGAAUGGGGUGCCAUGCGAGGCGGGCUUAUGGCGGCGGUGAGGGUCUCAAGUCCAAAUGUUGGUCCGGCUCUGUGUCUUGGACAUUGA